AUGUCAAUUAAGCUAGUUAUUAGAGGGUCUUUUUGGAAUAUUAUUAGUGUGUAUGCACUACAUGUACGCCUAGAUGAUGAAGAGAAGAAGAGAUUUUUGAAGGAUUUAAACGAGAUGGUGAGGGGUGUACCUAGUAAUGAGAAGCUUUUCAUAAGAGGCGAUUUCAAUGGGCACAUAGGAUCUCAUUCAAGAGGAUAUGAUGAUGUGCAUGGAGGACAUGGGUUCGGUGUAAGAAAUAUUGAAGGAGUGGCACUUCUAGAUUUUGCUCAGGCGUUUGGAUUGGUGGUAGUCAAUUUGAACUUUCCUAAGAAGGAGGUUCACUUGGUUACCUUUUAUAGUUCAGUGUCCAAGACUCAGAUUGACUUCUUGCUCCUCAAGAAAGGAGAUAGGGAUAUUUUUAAGGAUUGUAAGGUCUUGCCGAGGAGGCAACUAGAGAUGUGUUGGGCUCAAGAGGCCGCUAGGGCAAGCACCAAGGGGACUGGUGGUGGAAUGAGGAGGUACAUUAAGUUUGAGGAGGUUAAGGGGGCUAUUUGUAGGAUGCAUAGAGGUAGAGCGGCGGGGCCAGAUGAGAUUCCGGUGGACUUUUGGAAGUGCAUAGGAGGGGAAGGUAUAAAGUGGUUAACUCGGUUGUUUAACAUAAUUUUCAAGAUGGAGAGGAUGCCUGAUACCAAAUGGUCCUAA
Capsicum annuum is the source of this 681-nucleotide messenger RNA. RefSeq names its product craniofacial development protein 2-like. NCBI's taxonomy places the organism in Eukaryota, Viridiplantae, Streptophyta, Magnoliopsida, Solanales, Solanaceae. Gene Ontology annotation, cellular component: nucleus. Bases 1 to 681 code for a protein of 226 amino acids. The transcript is spliced from 3 exons. Gene Ontology annotation, biological process: chromatin remodeling. The record is from RefSeq and is a predicted model, not a curated record.